Notodromas monacha is the source of this 2556-nucleotide messenger RNA. The record is from the annotation of a GenBank genome assembly. Lineage: Eukaryota; Metazoa; Arthropoda; Ostracoda; Podocopida; Cyprididae.
CGAACUGCUUCAAUUGGAAACAUUAUAGGCCUUCAUUGUGCAUUGAUUUCCAAUUUCGAUGUCGGAUGGUAUACCGCGGGGAAACAUGGACGUGUGCAUCAGUACUGCUCUAAAGAUAUUGUUGGGCUACUCCGUGUUAGUCCUUUUAUAUUAUGUAUAUAUUAUGUAUUAUUAUUUCAUUGCAAAGUGAGCGGGAGGAAUUCUUUUGUGGGAUGAAUUUCUCGUCGGAUAAAUCCUUGGAGGAAUAAACUUGUGGAAUUCACCUGCCGAGAACGGGAUGGCCGAUGAAGAACAAACUGAAAAGGAGAAAGACGUCGAGAAAAGAGACUUUGAUGAUGAUGAAGCCUCAUCGUCGCGGGGUCCCGAAGGGGAUGAGUACCAGAAAGAGAAGAUACCCUAUCCGUAUGUUGCCAUCGGAUCAAUUUUCACGUUCACGAUAACGGAAGCGCUUUCUUAUAGGGUUUUAAGCACUGUGGUACACACCUAUCUUGUAACUGAACUGCAGCUGGGGCCUGGAUUUGUGACGAGGUUCUUGAAAUUGAGAUUACAGUUCCUCAUGAUUCUGAGUUUCGUUUGGGCGUAUAUUUCGGAGUCUUGGACUGGACGAUACCCAAUUCUAGCCUAUACUGCGUUGCAAAUAUUCGGAAUUUUCGGAGCCGCCGAGUCUUCUUGCAUAACUCCGUUUUCGGCCGAGCAGUUCAAGUUGCCGGAGCAGGAAGUCGAGAAAGACAACUACUUUUACUGGAAUUACUCUGUUAUGAACGUCGCUAUGUUCGCUAUGUCGAUUGUGGCCCCGAUGAUGAGGAAUAUGCCUUGUUUUGGGAGAGAAGACUGUUAUGCUUUCGCACUGGGCUUUGCUGGUGUGACUGCCGCCAUUGUUCUUGUAAUUUUCAUCGCCGCGUCGCCGUGGUUCCACAAGGCACCGCCUGCAGGGAAUGUUACGGGAAGAGCCCUUUCGUGCCUUUUUUUCGGCGUAAAGAAUUGUCUAACGCACCGGAGGAACCCGGAGUAUUCCCAUUGGAUGGACUAUGCACAAGACAGCGGGCAUUCGAAGGAGAUGGUCGAUGUCAUAAAACAUUUGCUGAAUGUCAUGGUCCUCUUGCUACCCUUGUCAGUCUACGAGUCGAUUUAUAGUUUGCACAUGACAAGGUGGCUGGAUUUGCAAUACAGGAUGAAUGGAUAUUUCCCGCUCUUCGACUAUGCUUUCAAGGCAGACGAGUUGCAGUGGUACAACCCGUUGCUGACGUUUGCCAUGGUUCCCACUGCGAUCAAAAUCAUUUUUCCUUGGAUGCGUAGAAAAAGGAUCCUUCCCAGAUAUCUCCACAAGGUCAUUUUUGGGUUCGUGUUGAUGAUUAUAACAUACCUUUUCGUCGACGUCAUCGCUUACUUGGUAGAAACUCGGAAUCCAAUGCCGAGGUUGUCUUCGUCGCAGAGCGCUGUUCAGCUCCUGGGAGGAAUCGAAGGCCAGUCUGUGGAUGUGUACCUCACUGGGCCAGGUGUGCCGGCGCUGAAGAAGACCGUGCCUCCAGGUGGAAUGGCCACCUGGGACACCCUGGAACACGGCAAGACGUACGUUCUCUCCAGUCAGCCGUCUGGCGUCCCCGCGCUCGCCUCUGUGACGGCGGACGGAGGAUCUGCUUUCACUGGAAUUGUCUGGGGAUCUGCGGCUGCUGCGCCGUCCGUCAAGAUGUUUCCCGAACCGGAUGCGUAUGGCGUCAACUUGACGAACCGCCCAAUGAUCAGGGCAGUGGCACUGUCUCCUGACGCCGGGAAAAAGGUUGAGCUCUCUCGGAAAGACAAGGAAGUUAAGGUCUUGAAGCUUCCUGCUGGUGGAGUUGGGGCGAGCGAGUAUUUGCAAAAGAUUCCUGUUGGCACGUAUGAGAUUAAGGUGGAUGGAAAACCAGCCGGGAAAGAAUGGUUCGAUGCAGGAGGCGUCUACUUGAUUUUACUGUCUGGGGGUGAUGAGCCAGCCCGAGUGACGACUCAGGUGAAACCUGCGGAAGUUCAUUUGCUCUGGAUGCUUAUACCGUUGUUCAUAUUGACCGUUUCGGAGGUCCUGACUUUUCCAACCAUUACAAUAUUCUAUAUUAAUGAGGUACCGGCAAACAUGAUGGGUGUGUCUUUAUCUCUCAUUAGUCAAAGCAACCAUCCAAUGAAUUUUCUUUCUGCGGCCGUGACUGACACUUUUAUUCCGUAUCUGUGGCAAGAAUUCCUGUUUUACACCAUCCUGUUGACAUUGGACACGAUCCUGCUGGGCUUUCUGUCCAAGUGGUACUUGGCGAAAGAGACUGCUGCGGAGAACGCUGCGGCGUCUCGUGAUGAACCGAAAGACUCGGAAGAACGUGGAUCGUUGACUAGAGCUAGCAGACUGACGGGAUUUGAUACCUCGUUGCGAUCCAGGCCUUCUUACAGGAAGUCCAUUGCUGCGCACGAGGCCAGCAAGCAACUGAUAAAUGUCGACGAAGGCCCUUCCUCGGCCGUCCCCAAGACGGCGUAAUACUGUAUAGUGCUUCGAAUAAUUAAGUCGGCUCAUUUCGAAUAAGUCGUCUGCUGUCU